Myotis lucifugus (little brown bat) is the source of this 5941-nucleotide messenger RNA. It is a transcript of the gene CDK5RAP2, whose product is annotated as CDK5 regulatory subunit associated protein 2. The record is from RefSeq and is a predicted model, not a curated record. NCBI's taxonomy places the organism in Eukaryota, Metazoa, Chordata, Mammalia, Chiroptera, Vespertilionidae. Gene Ontology annotation, molecular function: microtubule binding; transcription cis-regulatory region binding; protein kinase binding. Gene Ontology annotation, biological process: positive regulation of microtubule polymerization; microtubule bundle formation; positive regulation of DNA-templated transcription. Gene Ontology annotation, cellular component: microtubule organizing center; perinuclear region of cytoplasm; microtubule plus-end. The transcript is spliced from 38 exons. Bases 177 to 5906 code for a protein of 1909 amino acids.
GCGCCGGGAAAGAUGGCGGCGGCUGCGGUUUGAAUUCCAGCGGCGCCGCCGGAGUCCGAACAAGAGCUGGAUUGGAGGGGGCGGGGACCUGGAGAGCCGGGCGGGUCGCGACCGCAGGAGAAACCAGAGGCGCGGCCGCCACGGACACCAAUGCCACCACCUGCUCUGUGUCCGUGAUGGACUCGGUGUUGGAAGAGGACGUCACCCUCCCCGGGACGCUCAGCGGCUGCAGUGGCCUUGUCCCAAAGUUACCAGAUGACCUGGAAGGUAUCAGCCCCAUUGCUGGUUUGGGAAAUGGAGUGCUCCCAAAGGUGUCAGAAGAAACGGUGUCUCCCACAAGGGCACGGAACAUGAAGGACUUUGAAAAUCAAAUCACUGAAUUGAAGAAAGAAAACUUUAACCUAAAGCUUCGCAUCUAUUUCCUUGAAGAACGAAUGCAACAGGAAUUUCAUGGCCCCACAGAACACAUCUAUAAAACUAAUAUCGAGCUCAAGGUGGAAGUAGAAAGUCUGAAGCGUGAGCUCCAAGAGAGAGAGCAGCUGCUCAUCAAAGCCUCCAAAGCAGUUGAGAGCCUCGCUGAAGGAGGCGGCUCAGAAGUUCGGCGGGUGAAAGAGGAUGCUCAGAAGAAGGUGCAGCAGGUCGAAGAUCUCCUAACCAAAAGGAUAUUCCUUUUGGAAGAGGAUGUGAAAGCCGCCCAAGCAGAACUGGAAAAGGCCUUUGCAGGGACAGAAACGGAGAAGGCUCUUCGGUUGAGCUUGGAAAACAAGCUUUCAGAGAUGAAGAAGAUGCACGAGGGGGACUUGGACAUGGCUCUGGUCCUGGAAGAGAAAGACAGACUGAUUGAGGAGUUGAGGCUGUCUUUGAAGAGCAAAGAAGCUUUAAUUCAGCGCCUGAGAGAGGAGAAAUCUCAGAUGGUGCCUGCUGCUGAGAAUGUGUCAUCUGGAGAGCUCCGAGGGCUUUCUGCUGCUCGCAGGGCUGAAAAGGAGAGAGAAACCGUGGCUGCACAAGUGGAGCGCCAGACGGAGAGAAAUCGCUUUGAAGAGAGGAUCCAGGCACUUCAGGAGGACCUGAGAGAGAAGGAAAGAGAAAUUGCUACAGAAAAGAAAAAUAGUUUAAAGAGGGAUAAAGCCAUUCAGGGUCUAACCAUGGCAUUAAAGUCCAAGGAAAAAGAGGUUGAAGAACUUAACUCUGAAAUCGAAGAGCUCAAUGCUGCCUUUGCUAAAGUCAAAGAGGCCCGCCAGAAACCAGAGACUCAGAAAGUCCAGGGGUCUGAAGAUUAUGAAGCUGCUCUGUUGGAAAAGGCAGCUCUUUUGGCUGAGCUGCACUCAGAAAACCUCACCAAGAGUACAGAGAACCACAGACUGCGUAGGAACAUUAAGAAAGUCACCCAGGAGCUGAGCGACUUGCAGCAGGAGAAGGAGAGACUAGAAAAGGACCUGGAAGCAGCCCAUCGAGAGAAGAGCAAGAGAGACUGCACCAUCCAUGACCUUAGAAAUGAAGUUGAGAAGUUACGCAACGAAGUGAAUGAAAGAGAGAAAGCAGUGGAGAACCAUUAUAAGAGUCUUUUGAGUGAAAGUAAUAAAAAAUUACACAGUCAAGAGCAGGUGAUCAGCCGUCUAACAGAAAGUACCAAUCAAAAGGACAAGGACUUGUUGCCUCAGAAAUUCAGUGGCAAAGAUUCAGAAGCAGUUCAGCAAAAUCGUUAUUUAAUGACUGCGGAGGAUCUCAAGUUCAGGAGUGAAGACUUAAUAACAGAAAAGUGCUCCUCUCAACAGUCACCAGGCAGCAGAAGCAUCUUCUCGGAGGAAAAGCAACAAUUAGACUAUGAAGAGCUGAUUCAGGUCUUAAAGAAAGAGCAGGACAUCUAUGCCCACCUGGUAAAAUCUCUGCAGGACUCAGACAGUGUCAGCAACCUGCAGGCUGAGUUAAACAACAUCCUUGCCCUGCGGAAGCAGCUGGAGCGGGAUGUGCUCACCUAUCGGAAUCUGCAAAAGACGCUGGAGGAACAGAUCAGUGAAAUACGGAGGCGGGAAGCAGAAGAACCAUUUUCGUUUUAUAGUGAUCAAACAUCUUAUCUAAGUAUUUGCCUUGAAGAGCACAAUCGGUUUCAAGUGGAGCAUUUUUCUCAAGAAGAACUUAAGAAAAAGCUGGAGAGCCUCCCCAGGUCUGAUACACUCCUUAGGUUCAAGGACCAGCCCAGCUCGAGCUGCUGUAGGACACGCUCUCCAGUCCCUCCACGUAGAGUUGGGCCACCUUUCCCUCAGGUCGCUCACCUCUCUUCUUGUACCAGGCACAUCGAUUCCCUUCGCAUGCGGGUCAGCGACCUCAUACAGCUCGUGAAGGAACUGUAUACAGACAACCAGCACCUGAAGAAAACCAUCUUUGACCUCUCCUGCCUGGGCUUCCAGGGGGAUGACAGACUUGAGUCAACAGAACAAGUGGAGCUUCCGGCUGGCAAGGAAGACGAGGACACGAUCAGAAUUGGAGAAGGUGACGAGAGUACUUCCCUGAGUGACCCACAUUUGGAGCAGACUAAUAAGAUUACUGAGGAUUAUUCCAAAGGGGGCUGCAAAAAUGGAUAUUUAAGGCACACAGAUUCCAAUAUUUUGGACUACGAUGGAGCCCACAUACCUGGCGGCCCUGGAGACCAGAGUCUGGAGGAAGGCGAGCUUAUGAACCUGCUUGCCCCUUUCAUCAAUGAGAAGGCCACGUUGUUACUGGAAUCCAGGCCGGACCUUCUGAAAGUGCUGCGUGAACUGCUCCUGGAACGAAUCUGCUUGCCAGAGCAGGAAGCUUCCGGAGAACACCUUGAGGCUGAAACUGAGAAGACACUUAAGCAGAUGGCUGUUCAGCUAAGAGGUGAACUCAGACAAUUCAUCCAAGCCAACUCCUUUUCCAAGCCCCACGAUGAGCUGAAGUCGCCUAGGGGCGGUCAGCUAGUAAAGGUGGAGGCCUCGUCCAGGGUGGAGCUGAAAGAUGCCUCAGUGCAGACCACGGCCACGGAGCAUGACCCGCUCAGAUUCAAACACGAAGGCACGAGAGAGGCUUGGGAAGAGACACUGCCAGCUGCCGCACUCAGCACCGGGUACCAGCCGGAGACGGCAGGGCGUCAGGCCUGUCCUCUUUCCUUCCCCCAUGGGGCUGACAAAGAUGCUAGGAAGUCCCGUUUGCCCAUCCUGAUAAAACCAUCCCAGUCACUAGGAAGUGUGUAUCGGCUCCCAGCCACGCAGGAGGUGGUGGCCCAGCUGCAGGCCCAGAUCUUGGAGCUGCAGGGGGAGCUGAAGGAGUUUAAAAUUCGCAACAAGCAACUUCACCAAAAGUUAAUUCUGGCUGAAGCAAUGAUGGAGGGGAGCCCAGCGCCAGACAAAACGCUACAGAAAGACUCUGAAAUUGACCAACCCAAUGACCUUGCCAUCUUGCCAACAUGCAAAGAGAAUCCUUCUGAAGAUUUUCAGAGCCCAACUUCAGUAGCUACUUACCUGAAUUCCAAGAGUCAGCUUUCCACUGAAAUCAGUGUGAUUGGAACCGAUCAGUGUAAGAACAUCGAUACCUCAAAUGAUACAGAAAACUUGAAACAGAAAAUCUAUGACUUGGAAACUGAGCUCGAGGGCUACCGGAAUUUCAUAUUUCAGCUUCAGAAGCAUUCCCAGUGCAGUGAGGCCAUUAUCACAGUUUUGUGUGGGACAGAAGGGGCUCAGGAUGGCUCCAACAAGGCCAAGGCUCAUACUGAUGAAGAAGAAAUGACCUUUUCAAGUUUGCACCACGUACGUUAUGUGAAACACAUGCAAAUCCUCCAUCCGCCGGACCCAGAGAUGGCUGAUGGCAGGAUGCUGGAGAGCCUUGAGCAACAGCUGGUAGACCAGGAAUGUGAGCUGCAAAAGGAGCACAAUUUGAACAUGGAACUUUUCAGUGACGUGCAUGACCUGCAGAAUAAGUUCAGAGAUCUCUCGCCCUCAAGAUACAAUUCAUUAGUUCAGUCCCAAGCCAGGGAGCUCUCCCUUCAGCGGCAGCAGAUCAAGGAUAGCCAUGACAUCUGUGUCAUUUAUCGUCAACACAUGAGGACCAUGAUUAAGGCAUUUGAGGAGCUGCUGCAGGCCAGCGAUGUGGACUACUACGUGGCUGAGGGCUUCCAGGAACAGCUGAAUCAAUGUGCCGAGCUGCUCGAGAAAUUGGAAAAGCUGUUUCUCAAUGGAAAAUCAGUAGGAGUGGACAUGAGUACCCAGAGUGAACUGAUAGAGAGGGUUGAGGAAGACAGCUUACCCUACCAACAUAUUCUACCUGAAUCUCCUGAGCCUGCAGCCUCUCACGCGUUGUCUGAUGGUGAAAUGUCUGAAAAGUCCUCCUCCUCACAAGACCAGAAGCAAGACAGCGAGUCUGAGAGGACUUCAGUUUUGGUGAACAAUUUUUCUCAAGACCUACUAAUGGAACAUAUACAGGAAAUUCGAAGUUUGAGGCAACGUUUAGAAGAAUCUAUUAAGACAAAUGAGAAGCUACGGAGACAGUUGGAACGGCAAGGGCUUGAGUUUGAUCAAGGUUCUUCAAACAGUUUUGCUUGUGGUUCAGAGCUGCAUAAUUCUCUGACAUCAGAAAUUCGUUUCCUGAGGAAGCAGAACCAGGCCCUCAAUACAGUGCUUGCCAGAGGAUCCAGAGAUAAACAGAAGGAGAAUGAAAAAUUACGAGAGUCCCUCUCCAGGAAGACUGCGAACCUUGAGCGGCUCCAGCGGGAGCUUGCCUGUGUGAAGGGGGAGAAGGAAAGGCUGCAGCAGGAGGCGGGCCAGAGGGAGCAGCACAACCAGCAGCUGCGCCAGGAGCUCUGUGCCAGCCGCAGCGAGCUCAGCAGGGUGCAGGAGGGGUUGAAAUGGAGGCAGGAGCUGCUCUCACAGAACAACAGGCUGCUGCAGUCCCUGCGAGUGGAGCUGAAGGUGUAUGAGAAGCUGGAUGCGCAGCACGGGAUUCCCAGAGAGUCCAGAGGAGAGAUGUCGGGAGAAGGCUGGAAGGGGCAGGACCCGCUCGGUGACCUGCAUGACCUCCUGACCGAGAUCCAGGCUCUGCGGGCACAGCUGGAAAGGAGCAUCGAUACCAACAGCACGCUGCAGGGCAGGCUCGAGGAGCAGCUGGGGCAGGGCGGGAGGAAGGCACUCCAAACCCUGCCCGUGCCUGAGCAGCCCCUUCCACCAGACAAACACGAUGGCGACAGAUGUCCUGUGGCAACUGAUAAUUCCUGUGAUCUGCGUGACUCCGCCCCACCUGUGCGCCCGAGAUCAGCAUCAGAGAGUCCUCCACUCUCUAGAAAUGACAUGGACUCCCUCUCCUGUGACAGUGGCAACUCGGCCACCAGCGCCUUGAGUAUGUCUCGCCUGGUCCCGGGCCACCACUUGUGGGCCAGCAAGAGUGGCAGCCACAUCCUGGGCUUGAUUGAGGACUAUGAGGCCCUGUGCACACAGGUUGGCCAGGGCCAGAAGCUCCUUGCCGAGAUGGACAUUCAAAUCCAGGAGGCACCCAGCCCCUCAAGUCGAGAGCUGGAAACAAAGGGUCUCCACCCGGCGCCUCUGAGCAGGUUUGUCACCAGCGUGAGCAGAGCCAAGCUGAUCCUGGAAGAGGCCGCGAGGUUACUGACGCUUCUCUGGAGAGUCUCACUCCCCACGGAUGGCCAGUGCACACUCCACUGUGAACAGACUGGAGAAAUGAAGGCUGAGAUCACCAAACUGAACAAAAAAUUAUUUGAUCAAGAAAAGAAGUUGCAACACACCAUGAAGCUUUUGCAGCUGAGCAAACACCAGGAAAAAGUCAUCUUUGAUCAGUUGCUCAUCACCCACAAGGUCCUUCGGAAGGCCCGAGGAAACCUGGAGCUGAGGCCUGGGGGCGCCCACCCAGGACCGUGCAGCCCCAGCAGGCCGGGCUCCUGAGAGCAUGCAGACAAUAAAGCUUGCGGUUCCCACAG